UCAGCAACACUGCUCUCACGACACUGGACAUAGCAACAGGUCAGUGGGUACUAUAUGGCGUUCUAGCAUUCACCAUGGAGUGUGACGGCAUUGACCUGAAAAGAGCAGAGCUAUUUUCAUUCUGACAUUCUGACUUUCAUUCUCUUCACCUUUAUUCCUACCAUCUGGCUGUUGGGAAAGUUAGGAUAGGACAAUGUGAGGAGAUACUACAGCAGCAUGGCGACGCACAUCCUGUGGUGUGCGUUUGCAUGGACAUUCAAGGGUCUGUUAUGUACCUGCAGGUUCUUCUGGGUGAGCCCAUACUACUCAAUCAAAUACAUGCCCAAUGAACCUCACAGAACAGGGAAGGAUCAAGUGAAACAAAAAACAGGCUCAGCGAAUCAGGAAAUACCAGGAAGUCAUGAUAGCAGUGCCAUGCAGAGGAGACUGUCCAAAGCUGAGAGGGAGAUUCAGGCCCUAAAGACCCAGAUCACCUUUGAGAGGGCAACAUGGGAGAGGAAGUUUGUGGAACUGCAGGUGAUACAGCAGGACCUUCGUUAUCAGCUGAUCUCUGAGACUGUAGCCAGGCCUGGAAGUUUACCUCAGGUGGGCAGCUUCGAGGACCUUGGCGAGUCAGAGGUGGACAACAGACAGUCGUAUGAUGGAAAGGACCAGGACAGCUCAAGCAGCCAUUCCAACCGAAGCAAAGGGUCUGCGAGGAUGUCAUCAACAGGCGACACAUGCCAAAGCAGCUUGUCUGGCAGCCAGGUCUCAUUGAACUCAGCAUUUGGCUUCAGACCCAUUUCUGCUCUGUCUCCAGCCACCAGUGGGAGCUCCUGGAGGAGCUACACCGGUCCACACCGGGUCUUUGUGCCUCACUCCCCCCUGGACCUGCAGACGGGACACCGGGUUCGAGUCCUGCUGCCCUCGGGACGGAUCAGCACAGGCACGGUUCGUUACCUGGGCCACCUGGAGGGGGAGCCAGACUUCCAUAUGGGAGUGGAGCUGGAAUCACUUGAACACGGGCAGCAAGAUGGCACACACAGGGGACAGUGCUACUUUGAAUGCAAGGCUGGCCACGGUGCCUUUGUGCCAUUCACCAAGCUGUUGAUGGCCUGGGAGUGAUGACAUCACAGUCUCUAUGGUGGAGGGUCACAUCUGGAUAUUUCAUAUGGACUCUUUGGCAUCAAUUACGAAUGGUCUCUAAAAGUAAACUUACACUACUGGUCAAAAGUUUUAGAACACCUUCUCAUUCAAGGGUAUUUCUUUAUUUUUACUAUAUUCUACAUUGUAGAAUACUAAAACUAUAUAAUAACACAUAUGGAAUCAUGUAGUAACCAAAAAAGUGUUAAACAAAUCAAAAUAAAUUUUAUAUUUGAGAUUCUUCAAAUAGCCACCCUUUGCCUUGAUGACAGCUUUGCACACUGCAUUCUCUCAACCAGCUUCACCUGGAAUGCUUUUCCAACAGUCUUGAAGGAGUUCCCACAUAUGCUGAGCACUUGUUGGUUGCUUUUUAUUUACUCUGCGGUCCGACUUAUACCAAACCAUCUCAACUGGGUUGAGGUCGGGGGAUUGUGAAGGCCAGGUCUUCUGAUGGAGCACUCCAUCACUCUCCUUUGUGGUAAAAUAUCCCUUACACAGCCUGGAGGUGUGUUAGGUCAUAAAUCACAGACAGUGUCACCAGCAAAGCACCCCCACAACAUAACACCUCUUCCUCCAUGCUUUACGGUUGGAAAUACAAAUGCGGAGAUCAUCCGUUUACCCACACCGUGUCUCACAACGACACGGCGGUUGGAACCAAAAAUCUCCAAUUUGGACUCCAGACCAAAGGACACAUUUCCACUUGUCUAAUGUCCAUUGCUUGUGUUUCUUGGCCCAAGCAAGUCUCUUCUUCUUAUUGGUGUCCUUUAGUAAUGGUUUCUUUGCAGCAAUUUGACCAUGAAGGCCUGGUUCACACAGUCUCCUCUGAUCAGUUGAUGUUGAGAUGUGUCUGUUACUUGAACUCUGUGAAGCAUUUAUUUGGGCUGCAAUAUCUGAGUCUGGUAACUCUAAUGAACGUAUCCUUUGCAGCAGAGGUAACUUCCAUUCCUGUGGCGGUCCUCAUGAGAGCCAGUUUCAUCAUAGCGCUUGAUGGUUUUUGCGACUGCAAUUGAAGAAACAUUCAACGUUCUUGAAAUGUUCCGUAUUGACUGACCUUCAUGUCUUAAAGUAAUGAUGGACUGUCGUUUCGCUUUGCUUAUUUGAGCUGUUCUUGCAAUAAUAUUGCCUUGGUCUUUUACCAAAUAGGUCUAUCUUCUGUCUAACACAACUGAUUGGUUGAAAUACAUUUUAAGAAGGAAAGUACUUCCCCAAAUGAACUUUUAAGAAGGCACAUCUAUUAAUUGAAAUGCAUGAGGUGACUACCUCAUGAAGCUGGCUGAGAGAAUGCCAAGAGUGUGCAAAGCUGUCAUAUAUUUUGAUAUGUUUAACACUUGUUUGGUUACUACAUGAUUCCAUAUGUGUUAUUUCAUAGUUUUUAUGUCUUCACUAUUAUUCCACAAUGUAGAAAAUAGUACAAAUAAAGAAAAACCCUUGAAUGAGUAGGGGUUCUAAAACUUUUGGCCCGGAAAAUGUAUAGGCACGAGUUUAUUCGGAAUAUGGCACCCCUGAUGUAUCUACUGUACAACCAACAUGCUUCAAAGAUCAUAGAAGUGUCAACAUCGGCCCUGUAUUAAAGACCAACAUUGGCAAAAGAAAAAGAGAACAAAAUUGUGAAUACUAUAUACAGUAGUAUAUGCUGUACAUGUAUACAGUGGUAUAUGUGGGAUGAGCACUAACAAUGUUGUCUUUGUGUUAAAGAAAUAAAGUAACAAUCUUGUAGCAUCAACUAGUAUUAGCUUAUUAUGCGUUUCGAUAAAUGUACACUAUACAGUAUAUCUUGCCAAUAGAAACAUUUGGUAUUAUGGAUGUGCAAUAAACAUUUAGAGUCUCCCAAUGACAAAUACUAGAACAUACAGUGCCGUGAAAUAGUAUUUGCCCCAUUUCUGAUUUGAUCUAUUUUUUGCAUAUUUUUGAUACCGAAUGUUAUCAGAUCUUUAACCAAAACCUAAUGAUAGAUAAAGGGAACCUGAGUUGACAAAUAACAGCAAAAAUGUAUACUUAUUUGAUUUACUUAAUUAACAAAUUUACGGCGCACCCAAAGUAAUAGCCCCCUUACAUUCAAUAACUGGUUGUGCCACCUUUUGCUGCAAUGAUCAGUCUCUCACCUUUUGCUGCAAUGAUCAGUCUCUCACCUUUUGCUGCAAUGAUCAGUCUCUCACCUUUUGCUGCAAUGAUCAGUCUCUCACCUUUUGCUGCAAUGAUCAGUCUCUCACAUCGCUGUGGAGAAAUGUUGGCCCACUCUUGCAUGCAGAACUGCUUUAAGUCCCAUUUGUGGGUUUUCAAGCAUGAACUGCUCAUUUCAAGUCCUGCCACAACAUCUCAAUUGGGAUUAGGUCUGGACUUUGACUAGGCCAUUCCAAAACUUCAAAUUUGUUUCUUUUUAGCCAUGUUCAUGUAGACUUGAUUGUGUGCUUUGGAUCAUUGUCUUGAUGCAUGACCCAGCUGCACUUCAGCUUCAGCUAACAGAUGGGUGACCUGACAUUCUCCUGUAGAAUUCUCUGAUACAGAGCAGAAUUCAUGGUUCCUUCUAUUAAGGCAAGUUGGCCAGGUCCUGAGGCAGCAAAGCAUCCCCAAACCAUCACACUACCACCACCAUGCUUGACCGUUGGUAUGAGGUUCUUACUGUGGAAUGCAGUGCUUGGUUUUUGCCAGACAUAACGGGACCCAUGUCAUCAUUAUAAAUAUAUAUACAGUAUAUAUAUAUACUUUUGACUCUUCUGUCCAUAGAACAUUCUUCCAAGAGUAUUGAUGAUCAUCCAGGUGCUUCCAGACAAACUUGAGACAACUUUUUGGACAAGAUGGGUCCCAUUAUGUCUGGCG
Molecule: messenger RNA, 3939 nt
Organism: Oncorhynchus nerka (sockeye salmon)
Lineage: Eukaryota; Metazoa; Chordata; Actinopteri; Salmoniformes; Salmonidae
Product: centrosome-associated protein 350-like
Exons: 8
Coding region: 217-1104 (295 amino acids)
Biological process (GO): cytoplasmic microtubule organization
Cellular component (GO): microtubule plus-end; nucleus; cell cortex
Molecular function (GO): microtubule plus-end binding
Source: RefSeq, a predicted model, not a curated record